GCUGGUGGUCACCAAGACCAGCGAAACGUGUUGAGCCUUCUUUCUUCUUGACCACGGGCACUGCAACUGUUAUCCUGAAUCAUCUGGCAGUUGUUGGCCUUUAAAUCCCCCAGGAUCCCUAUCAGAAUUAUCCAUCUGGAGUCUCUGCACAUUCCCCUGCUGCUAUUGGACCUCGAUCUGCAAUUGAGAACCAAGGGGACUUCUUUCUGAGACCAUGACUCUCCAGCUGUGAGGAACCAGAGUCUUUAUUACACGUCACACAUUCUGUAUUCUCAUCUAUCACAAAGCAUGGACACAGAUGGGAAUCACAGGACUGAGAGGAUAAUAAAUAUCACCCUGGAGAUCAUCUACCUGCUGACUGGAGAGGAUUACACAGUAGUGAGGAAGACAUCUGGUGAGUAUGAGACACCCAGCAGCCGACUCCGCAUGUCAGGAGGUCUGAGCAGGACCCAGAGCCCCAUCAUGGUGCCUCAACCUCACUCACUGAUACAUGAGAGACACAAUGACCAGAAAAUCCUGGAACUCACCAACAAGAUCAUUCAGCUGCUGACUGGAGAGGAGGGGGAGUAUAUAGAGGAACACAGGGGUGUGUACAAGGACGUGAUGAUGGAGAAUCAUCGGACCCUCACAUCACUGGAUGGACCCAGUAACAGAGAUACCCCAGAGAGAUGUCCCCGUCCUCUAUAUUCCCAGGAUUGUACAGAGGAGAAUCACAGGAUCCCACAGGAGGAUCAGUUAGAACACCUGUCUGAUAUUAAAACAGAAGAUAUAGAGGGAGAAGAAGAGACGUAUGUGACUGAUAUUAAUACAGAAGAUAUAGAGGGAGAAGAAGAGACGUAUGUGACUGAUAUUAAUACAGAAGAUAUAGAGGGAGAAGAAGAGACAUAUGUGACUGAUAUGAAGGCAGAAGAUAUAGAGGGAGAAGAAGAGACGUAUGUGACUGAUAUGAAGGUAGAAGAAACAGAGGGAGAAGAAGAGACGUAUGUGACUGAUAUGAAGGCAGAAGCUAUAGAGGGAGAAGAAGAGACGUAUGUGACUGAUAUGAAGGCAGAAGAUAUAGAGGGAGAAGAAGAGACGUAUGUGAGGGGUGAUCAGCAGUGUAAGGAGGAGGAAAUCCCUACAGACAUCAGGACAGCAGAUGGACACACAAGCAGGAAUAUCUCAGAAGGACAUCUAAUGUUAUCCCCGGAUUGUGAAAAAAAAGAUAAUGACAGUAGACCGGAUUCUUCAGGAGAUGAUCCUAUUACUUCAAUUAUACAUCCAGCUCUAUCAUCUGGUCCCUCUGCUCCUGGGAAAUGUUCUCCUGAUCACUCUGAUAUUGGUGCAUCUAUUACAGCUCUGACAGUAGAUACAGUGUUUCCCUGUUCUAUAGAUGCCAAAUGUUUUACACAGAACACAAACCUUAUUACCCAUCAACCAGCUAAGGCAGAUGAGAGGCCAUUUCCAUGUUCUGAGUGUGGGAAAUGUUUUACACGGAAAUCACAUCUUGUUACACAUCGGAGAAGUCACACAGGUGAGAAUCCAUUUUCUUGCUCUGAGUGUGGGAAAUGUUUUAUACAGAAAUCAGAUCUUGUUAAACAUCAGAGAAGUCACACAGGUGAGAAGCCAUUUUCUUGCUCUGAGUGCGGGAAAUGUUUUACCCUGAAAUCAAAUCUUGUUACACAUCAGAGAAGUCACACAGGUGUGAAUCCAUUUCUAUGUUCUGAGUGUGGAAAAUGUUUUAAAUACAAAUCAGUUCUUGUUACACACCAGAGUAGUCACACAGGUGAGAAGCCAUUUUCUUGCUCUGAGUGUGGGAAAUGUUUUACCCAGAAAUCACAACUUGUUACACAUCAGAGAAGUCACACAGGUGAGAAACCAUUUUCUUGCUCUGAGUGCGGAAAAUGUUUUACCCAGAAAUCACAACUUGUUACACAUCAGAGAAGUCACACAGGUGAGAAACCAUUUUCUUGCUCUGAGUGUGGGAAAGGUUUUGCAGAAAAAUCACAUCUUGUUAGACAUCAGAGAAGUCACACAGGUGAGAAGCCAUUUUCUUGCUCUGAGUGUGCGAAAUGUUUUACCCAGAAAUCACAACUUGUUACACAUCAGAGAAGUCACACAGGUGAGAGGCCAUUUCCAUGUUCUGAGAAAUAAAUCGGCUCUUGUCGCACACAAUAGACAUCACUCAGGUGAGGAACCAUUCUAUUCUUCUGGAGUAUACUUAUCAUUGCCAUGUAACGUUCUUCAAGGUUCUUAUCCUAUCUCCCCUGCUUCUUGCAAUAUACAUGCUACCACAGGAUGAAACAAUCCAACGUCAUGUCCUCGUUUACCACUGCUAAGCCGAUGACCUGUCUUUUGGUCCGGGUACUGAGAACCCAAUACCAAUCCUAAAUGUCUAGCUGAGCUCCAGGUGUGGGUGAUGCCAGUUGGCUGUGACUCAGUCCUGGUGAAACAAGUCUUUAUGAUAGAAGCUCACGACAAAGGGCGGGGCAACAGCUCAGCUUUGCCUACCAACCAGACUUACACUUGGGGGUUCAGGGUUACAAAAUGCUAAUCCUGUGUGGAAUCUUGGUGUCCUGGAUGGUGGAGUGACACUUAGACAUCAGGUAUCAGCCACAAUCAGAUCCUCAUCUGAGGAACAUAGCCAGACUCCAGCACUUAUUUCCCUCAGAACCCUCAGAAGACCUACAGUCAUACAUGUAUUUGUAUCAUCACACACAGAACACUGUAAUAUCCUCUACCUGGGUCUCCCAGCAGAAGAAUUGUACCACUUGUAGCUUGUACAGAAUGCUGCAGCCAGGCUGUUACCUAACCAGCCUAUUCCUGCCACAUACCACCCAUUCUCUGCUCCCUCCACCGGCUGCCUGUAAGAUGGUGACUCUGGGCCUAAUUCAGGUUGGUUUGCAGUAUGCAAUCCAACCAGAAUUAUUGAGAAAAUGUUGCGGGUGCAUGCGCAGCACCCAUCCUACGCAUGCGUCCUCAUUUUCUUUGGGGGGGAGCAGAAAAUGCGAUUGCCCCGGCCUGUCAAUCAGGCUUAGGCGGUGGCCGGGGGCUGGGCAACGCUCCAUUUCCAGGGAGUAGACGGGCAUUGUAGGAGAAACAGGGGUGUGAUCACGGUGGCUGCGUGACAUCACACGCAGCUGACGAGAUCGAGAAGAACGUGGCGUGUCUCCUGCGGUCGCAGCUAAGCUGAGCCAGUUGGAGGCUUCACUAAUUUCUGUGAUGAAGCAGAAAUUGUGAGGUGAUCGCAAUUUCUGCUUCAUCAAGGGGGGAGGCGGCAGUCAGCAUGCUAGGAAAAGGAUUGCAAACGCUGCUAAUUAGCAGCACCCUAUUACAGAAUUUUACUGACUCUCCGAGCCCUACAUGACCAGGGUCCAUGGUACCAGAAGCAGCUUCUGCCUCCUUACUGCCCUGGUUACAGCCAUCUGUUGAUGGACUGUUAGCAGUACCAUAAAUGCCCAAGCAGUGCUUAGAUGUCAGGGGGAGACAGGGUGGGUGGCAGUAGUGCAGUAGCGGGGCUGCUGGAGGCAGUGUGUAAGUGGGUAAUAUUGUCCCCAAUCAGCGCUGAGGUGGCAGACAGGGCGAGUGACAGUAGUGGGGGCUGCUGGAGGCAGUGUGUAAGUGGGUAAUAUUAUCCCCAAUCAGCACUGAGGUGUCAGAGGGGGAGUGGCAGUAGUGGGGGCUGCUGGAGGCAGUGUGUAAGUGGGUAAUAUUAUCCCCAAUCAGCGCUGAGGUGUCAGACAGGACGAGUGGCAGUAGUGGGGGCUGCUGGAGGCAGUGUGUAAGUAGGUAAUAUUGUCCCCAAUCAGUGCUGAGGUGUCAGACAGGACAAGUGGCAGUAGUGGGGGCUGCUGGAGGCAGUGUGUAAGUGGGUAAUAUUGUCCCCAAUCAGUGCUGAGGUGGCAGACAGGAUGAGUGGUAGUAGUGGGGGCUGCUGGAGGCAAUGUGUAAGUGGGUAAUAUUGUCCCCAAUCAGCGCUGAGGUGGCAGACAGGACGAGUGGCAGUAGUGUUGGCUGCAGGAGGCAGUGUGUAAGUGGGUAAUCUUGUCCCCAAGCAGCUCUGAGGUGUCGGAGGGGGAGACAGGGCGGUUGUCCACAGUGCAGUACCAGGGGCUGCUGGAGGCAGUAAAGAGGUGUAUGGGUCCUGCACAGAACAAGUUGAUAAUUAGACUUAAUGAUGAUUAUGCUUCCUUAUUUCUAAUUAAUCCCUUGAAUGUGACCAUUUAUUGUUAUUUGCUGUGUCAGCCUUUAUGUGUGUUCUGUGUAAUAAUCCUGAAAGUGGUGGUGCUACCGAUCUCAUAUCAUUUGUAGUAACUUGGAAAAUAUGAGAUAUGAGGUGCACUCUGGAAACUUGUAGGGGGUUAAUCAGAGAUGAACGCAGAUGUGACAUCACUCAGCCCCCUGGAAAAUGGUCUCGGCCUGCCCGCAUUCACCCCUCAGGGAUGCGACCACAAUGUGUGUGUUUGCGUUGCUGCUGCGCAUGUGCAUUUUGCCACCACCAGCAAACUGUGCUGCGGGCCGCUAUUGCGACUGGGUCUGAAUGACCCCCAUAGGCUUUUGGCUCUCCUGAUUAUCUGUUUUACUUACCUGCUAUACUAAAACAUAACUUGAAUUGUUUCUGUGCUUUAAAGGAUAUUUUAUCCAUGUUGUGCAGAGUAAAGUAUUUUUUAAGUUUGAAAUAUAGACAAAAAUAUGUGUAUUAAAGAUAUGAAAUAAAGUCGUUUAAAAACAAAA
Molecule: messenger RNA, 4713 nt
Organism: Pseudophryne corroboree (corroboree frog)
Lineage: Eukaryota; Metazoa; Chordata; Amphibia; Anura; Myobatrachidae
Product: oocyte zinc finger protein XlCOF7.1-like
Exons: 7
Coding region: 289-2133 (614 amino acids)
Biological process (GO): regulation of transcription by RNA polymerase II
Molecular function (GO): RNA polymerase II cis-regulatory region sequence-specific DNA binding; DNA-binding transcription factor activity, RNA polymerase II-specific
Source: RefSeq, a predicted model, not a curated record